Haliotis rufescens (red abalone) is the source of this 885-nucleotide messenger RNA. Its product is annotated as proline-rich receptor-like protein kinase PERK9. NCBI's taxonomy places the organism in Eukaryota, Metazoa, Mollusca, Gastropoda, Lepetellida, Haliotidae. The coding region runs from base 1 to 885 and encodes 294 amino acids. The transcript is spliced from 3 exons. The record is from RefSeq and is a predicted model, not a curated record.
AUGGACGAUGUCAGUGUUGAUAUCGGGGAUAUGACAAGAGAUGUUGAUGCGUUUACUGCCGACAUGUUAUAUUCACCAAUUACUCAAGAGGAGUUAGCAGCUGCUUUAGACAAUCUCAAAACUUCAAAAUCUCCAGGGUCGCCUGAUGAAGAAAAUUCUGUCCACACCCCUCCUCCAGUUGCUAGACCUGUUGUCUCCACCCUUCCUCCAGAUGCUUUAUCCACCGUUCCCUACCCUCCUUCAGACGUAACAUACACUGUCCCUACCCCUCCCCCAGAUAAUAAACCUGUUGUCUCCACCCUUCCUCCAGAUGCUUUAUCCACCGUUCCCUUCCCUCCUUCAGACGUAACAUACACCGCCCCUACCCCUCCUCCAGAUACUAAACCUGUUGUCUCCACUAUUCCUCCAGAUGCUUUAUCCAUCAUUCCCUUCCCUCCUUCAGACGUAACAUACACUGCCCCUACCCCUCCUCCAGAUACUAAACCUGUUGUCUCCACUCUUCCUCCAGAUGCUUUAUCCACCAUUCCCUUCCCUCCUUCAGACGUAACAUACACUGCCCCUACCCCUCCCCCAGAUAAUAAACCUGUUGUCUCCACCCUUCCUCCAGAUGCUUUAUCCACCAUUCCCUUCCCUCCUUCAGACGUAACAUACACUGUCCCUACCCCUCCUCCAGAUACUAAACCUGUUGUCUCCACUCUUCCUCCAGAUGCUUUAUCCAUCGUUCCCUUCCCUCCUUCAGACGUAACCUACACUGUCCCUAUCCCUCCUCCAGAUAAUAAACCUGUUGUCUCCACUCUUCCUCCAGAUGCUUUAUCCAUCGUUCCCUUCGAAAUUACGUCCUUCAGAUGUUGCAUCCACAGUCCCCACCCCUCCUCCAGAUGCUAA